Messenger RNA from Venustampulla echinocandica, 558 nucleotides. RefSeq lists its product as uncharacterized. NCBI's taxonomy places the organism in Eukaryota, Fungi, Ascomycota, Leotiomycetes, Helotiales, Pleuroascaceae. The transcript has a single exon. Bases 1 to 558 code for a protein of 185 amino acids. The record is from RefSeq and is a predicted model, not a curated record.
AUGGCAACUAUAUCUCUUGCUCGAGUCAAUGAGUUUUUCAAAUGGGUCCACCUUAGAACCCCCGUGGAACAAUUGAGUUCUUAUAUCCCUCCUGGGAUUCACAUCCUCCUCGAUGGUCAUAUAUUCUACUGGUUGUACGACCCAAGUGACUUAACCAUACAUAUCCUGUUCAAUGCUAACUCUAAGAUAACACUCUACUGGCCAGUUCAGCCCUCGACACGAGUAGUAUCCCUCACUCCUGAGGGUGAAGGCCGUGUAUUUAUCGGUAACGACAGCGCAAGCAUGAGAUGUAUCGAUGGUGUGAAGGUAGCCGUUGGUGAGGCGAUGGUUAUGUUUACGGCGGUUAAAGGCAUGGCUUAUAUGGACUACGGAAAUAUCCCGGCGGGCCUAGUUGGACCACUGAGUGACAUUGCACCUAGUACUGGAUCCCAGAAUCCCUCAGCAGAUGCCGGGCCUACUGGUAUUGAUGUGAUUCGGCCGCAUUUAGUCUCUGAACCAGGAAGCCUGAUGCUCAUGCCUAUGACCAAGAGCAGAAAGUACCGCCCUGAUCUGCAGUAA